Clonostachys rhizophaga is the source of this 1179-nucleotide messenger RNA. The record is from the annotation of a GenBank genome assembly. NCBI's taxonomy places the organism in Eukaryota, Fungi, Ascomycota, Sordariomycetes, Hypocreales, Bionectriaceae.
AUGGAGCGGAAAACCGUUGUCAUCCUGGGAGCAGGCUGGGCGGGGUUGAGCUUGGCUCACCAGCUCCUCCAAAACGUUGCACCAAAGGUGCCGGGGACAAAGGUGAUCCUCGUGUCUCCGAAUAGCCACUUCUUCUGGAACAUUGCUGCUCCUCGGGCUGUUAUAUCGGGCGAAAUCAGCGACACCCAUCUCUUCUCGCCCAUUCUUCCAGCAUUCGACCAUUACCAACACCACGAACAAUUCGAAUUUAUUCUGGGCGCCGCGAGGUCAAUCGGGCACGCUAGCAACACCGUGCAAAUCCAGCUCAAUCAGAAACAGGGCGAUGUGCUAACGCGGGUCGAUACUCUUCGGGAGGUGGUCUAUGACCAUCUCAUAAUCGCAACUGGUUCUCGCAUCGUCAGUAAUUUACCGUUCAAGUCAGUUGGGUCAUACGAGGAUCAUUUGGAAGCCUGGCAUGGACUGCAAGCGAAGAUUGAUGCUGCGGGCACGAUUGUCAUCGCUGGAGGGGGCCCGACUGGUGUCGAGGUGGCUGGGGAGUUGGCAUCCAGAUUCGGCCGCACCAAGGAGAUAACCCUAGUGGAAAACAGCGAAUCUCUAUUGUAUGGCCGGCUUCCAUCGGUAUCCCAAACCGCAGAGCGGGAUUUAGAGAAACUCGGCGUGCGGAUGAUCUACAAGAAUCGAGCGACACAGUCGGCGGACGAUGACAGUCACACAAUCCAUCUAUCCAAGGGUGGGACGCUGACCGCGGACCUGUUCCUUCCACUGUACGGAGUGGUGGUGAAUAAUGCGUUUAUUCCAGAUGAGCUCAUGGAUUGGGAGGGAAAUCUCAAACUCGAUUCAACACUCCGUGUUGUAGGCACGACAAACAUCUGGGGAGUGGGAGACGUUGGAAACGUUGAGCCAAAGCAACUCAGCAGUGUCCUAUCCCAAGUCGGGUUCUUAAGCGGAGUGCUUGAGAGCGUUUUGGUAGAAGGAAAGCCUGUGGAAGAGAUAUCCAAGGUAUAUACGCCUGUCAGCAGGUCUCCUCUUUUCAUAGCACUUGGGCGGCAUCUAGCCACGGGCCAAUUCGGAAGCUGGAAAAUUUUUGGAUUCAUUGUAAGCUUUCUCAAAGGCCGGAAGCUCUAUCUCAACAACGCAUCUGGCUUUAUCGGUGGGAAGACACGACAACCUUUCUUCUAA